Messenger RNA from Fulvia fulva, 477 nucleotides. RefSeq lists its product as uncharacterized. Gene Ontology annotation, molecular function: cellulase activity. The transcript is spliced from 2 exons. The coding region runs from base 1 to 477 and encodes 158 amino acids. Lineage: Eukaryota; Fungi; Ascomycota; Dothideomycetes; Mycosphaerellales; Mycosphaerellaceae. Gene Ontology annotation, biological process: polysaccharide catabolic process. The record is from RefSeq and is a predicted model, not a curated record.
AUGGUCUGGGUAGGGCAAUUUGGAACAGCAGCACAGCCAGUUGGUAACCGCACCCCUCGAGAUCCCCCAGUUGUAGCGAGAUUGAACAGCAUCGACUUUACCCUUUGGAACGGCACGAAUACCAACGGCCAGUACGUCUACUCCUGGAUCGCCAACGAAACUCUGACAGAGUUCGACAUGGACUUUGCUCCCUUGCUGGGCUUUCUUGCCCAUGAAGAAGGCGUGAGCGAGGAUGUGUACUUGGGUACCGUUCAGUUUGGACAUGAGACGUUCUUAGCGGCCAGUCAGAUGAACUUCUCGAUCUCAUCAUAUGCUGCUGAGAUCCGGAGCAAUCGCGCAGAGGCAAACGGGACAUCCGAGCCAACAGCUUCUUUGCCAGUGGCGACGAAAGUCAGUACUGCUCCUCGAAGGUGUGACAUUAGCCUGCCGAGUAUGCUGUCGUUAUGUGUCGUCUGGCUCGUGAUUGGUAACAGCUAG